AUGUCGUCGUCUUCUCCGAGUGGUGAUUUGACUGAGAGGAGAGGAAUUCCUGCCGCCAAAUUCAUCCAAGAUGUCGAGACUUAUCUCUCUCAGUCUGGCCUCGAUCCUAACUCUGCUCUCUCCUUCCAUCAAGAAAGGCUUCAGCAAUAUAAAGUUGUUGAGAUGAAGCUUCUUGCCCAGCAAAGAGAACUUCAGGCUAAAAUCCCAGAUAUUGAGAAGUGCUUAGAGGUUGUUGCCACUUUGCAAGCAAGGAAGGGUACUGGUGAGGCACUUUUAGCCGAUUUUGAGGUGUCUGAAGGAAUAUAUUCGCGGGCCCGUAUUGAAGACACAGACUCGGUGUGUUUAUGGCUGGGAGCAAAUGUCAUGCUGGAAUAUUCCUGUGAAGAGGCUACAACUCUUCUGAAAAACAAUCUGGAAAAUGCUAAAGCCAGCCUGGAGGUUCUUGUAGCUGAUUUACAGUUCUUGAGGGAUCAAGUCACAGUUACUCAGGUAACUAUUGCACGUGUUUAUAACUGGGAUGUUCAUCAAAGGAGGGUUAAACAAGCCACCCCUACUGCUAUUGCUGCUGCAGACUCAUGA
Messenger RNA from Arabis nemorensis, 579 nucleotides. The record is from the annotation of a GenBank genome assembly. NCBI's taxonomy places the organism in Eukaryota, Viridiplantae, Streptophyta, Magnoliopsida, Brassicales, Brassicaceae.